AGCCACGUGUUCCGGAAGCAUAAUAAAGUAAUCAGUUUAGGAUGGACACGUGCUGCCGGGCCGCGGUCCAAACAAAGGCCAAACAAACGGAAUGGGCGGGAUUGAUGAAGCCACGCCCCCUGAGAGCUACUCUAAGAUCUGCACGUUCCACACGAGCAGUAGGUGUGUGAAAGAACGUCGAGAAGUUGAGAGAGAAACCUGCAGCUGAGCCUGGCUCAGUCUUUUUGCUGGGGCUGGAACGAGAGUCUUCAGACUUGUCAGCUGCAGCAGAAUAAAUCUCAGCACCAUGCCGUUUCUCCAGCAUCUCACAGACUCACAGCUGGAACAGCUGGCUCUGGAGCACAUUGUACCAGCUCUGCUGGAGCGCGGCUUCUUCUACGUGGACCAUUUCCUUGGUGAAGCAGUUGGUCGUAAGGUCUUGGGCCAAGUGCAACAGAUUCGUCGUUCUGGCAUGUUGAGUAACGGGCAGCUCGCUGGUCGAGGCUCAGGGGUGUGUAAAAGUCAUAUUAGGGGAGAUAAAAUAGCAUGGCGCAGCGGCAGCGAGAGAGGAUGUGAAGCUGUAGGCUUCUUACUGAAACAGACUGACAAACUGAUCUCUCUGUGUACUGGGAGACUGGGCAAAAACACAGUCCGGGAGCGCUCCAAGGCAAUGGUAGCAUGCUAUCCAGGCAAUGGUGCAGGUUAUGUGAAACAUGUAGAUAACCCUAACGCAGAUGGCCGCUGCGUCACCUGCAUCUAUUACCUGAAUAAAAACUGGAGUGCCAAGGAGCACGGAGGAGUUCUGCGCAUUUUUCCUGAAGGAAAAUCAUAUGUUGCUGAUAUCGAACCUCUGUUUGAUCGACUCCUGCUUUUCUGGUCAGAUCGUAGGAACCCUCAUGAAGUACAGCCAUCAUUUGCUACCAGGUAUGCAAUCACUGUGUGGUACUUUGAUUCAGAGGAAAGGGCUGAAGCGAAAAGAAGAUUCAGGGACUCAACAGCCUCUUCACAAAGCAGCACCACAUCUUAGCAGAAGAGCUUGAGACAAACCUUUCUCCAAUGAGAAGAUUUGUGUGUGUGUGUGUGUGUGUGUGUGUGUGUGUGUGUGUGUGUGUGUGUGUGUGUGUGUUCGUUUUGACCCUUUUGCACUUAAGGUACCUGUGCUUCCUCCUCAGCCAUAUCUUUUGCAUUGCAAUUUUUUUGAAACUCAGACUCUAUGUAACUCUGAUUUGUGUUGAUGUAUCCAGGAACAUUAUGCUUCUGUUAAAAAAAUAAUACUUAAUCAGCAAUGAAUUCAUAUGUUUAUAGAACAAGAAUGACACAAUAAUUCACUACUUUCCAGGAGAUAUGGAUGAAGCGAAAGCUAUUUUCAUUAUUCUUUUGAUAAAUGUUUGUCUGUAUUUGAAAUAUGCCCAGUUUCUAGUGCUUCUCUAUUUUGCUACGUGAGAGGAGCUAUUUUGAUAUUGUUGUCCUUUAAAAUUGUGAUGUUAACCGUAAAGCACAUGGUUAAAAUCAUAAUGAAAUUGUCACCUGAUGAUUUGUAUGGCCUGUGUGGCCCUAACCACUUAUACAGUUGAAAUUAUUUUUCAGAACAAAUAUUAAUAGUUUUCCAGUGAAAUGUUUCUAACACUAUAGCAUUCUUAACAUCUUUAGAGUGUGUGUGUGUGUGUAUGGGUGUUUUCUCUUUAUUAGAAUGUAAUUGUUAUUUUGGUUUGCUACAUUACAUUAUAACAUGAGUUGCACAUCAUAUAGGCAAAAGAAUAAUAUUUUUCUGGUAGUUUAAAGCAGUAUUUAACUGCGUGAAUAUUCAGAAGGUAAACACUUCAGAGGCUCCCAUAAUGCUUUAAAUUAAAUCUACUUAAAUGGAAUGAAAUAAUAUUAAUUGUAAUGGCAAACCUCUUUUUACAAAACAAAAAUAAGUGAUGUCCUUGAUACUAGCAAGUCACACUGGUUUAUAGGACAGCACUAGUAGUCAUUAACUGGAAGUUUCAAAAGUCUGUCAUUAUUUAUAAGCAGCUGUGCUGUAUUGAACUAAACAGACGUCUGAGUAUAAUGUCUUCAGUGAAUGCUUGAAUGAAUGUGUCAUAAUGUAAAAUGGAUUGAAAAUGGUAUUUCACUUUAACACUUUGCGAAGGCUGGCUACAUGUAGAUUUCCUUUCUCUGUGGCUCAUCUGUAAAUAAAUAAGUGAAUGAA
Neoarius graeffei (lesser salmon catfish) is the source of this 2170-nucleotide messenger RNA. It is a transcript of the gene egln3, whose product is annotated as egl-9 family hypoxia-inducible factor 3. The transcript is spliced from 5 exons. Gene Ontology annotation, molecular function: L-ascorbic acid binding; peptidyl-proline 4-dioxygenase activity; ferrous iron binding. Gene Ontology annotation, cellular component: cytoplasm; nucleus. Lineage: Eukaryota; Metazoa; Chordata; Actinopteri; Siluriformes; Ariidae. Gene Ontology annotation, biological process: cellular response to hypoxia; peptidyl-proline hydroxylation to 4-hydroxy-L-proline. The record is from RefSeq and is a predicted model, not a curated record. Bases 287 to 1006 code for a protein of 239 amino acids.